AUGGGAUUUCUCGGUUUACGUAAAUGGCCUGUUCCAAUUGUAAGACCCAUGGCACCUUUUAUUGCAUCUGCUUCAAUUGUUUUAUAUGCUAUUUAUAAAAUUGAAACCAUAGCACAAUCUCAACCUCCUUUUGAUACUGAUCCUCGUAAUCCUCGAGCUUACAUGAAUCAAAAAUUGAAAUCCCAUGAAGGGCAUUGA
Molecule: messenger RNA, 198 nt
Organism: Diversispora eburnea
Lineage: Eukaryota; Fungi; Glomeromycota; Glomeromycetes; Diversisporales; Diversisporaceae
Source: the annotation of a GenBank genome assembly